AUGAUGCCAUUCUUCCCAGGAAGACCACUCGCCAAUCACCAUCCUUUUGCGCUCCAACUUCUGUUAUCCACCUCGUUGUUGCUUUCUUUUUCUUAUUUUUCUGCUUCUGCAUUUGCUGCUGCUGCUACUUCUAGGAGUAGACAAGGACAAGAAGCGGAGGCACUUCUCAGAUGGAAGAACAGCCUUCAUGAUCCAACUCAUUCUCUGCUCGCAUCCUGGAAGCUUGACAAUUCCAACUUGCCAUCUAAUUCUUCUUCCAGCAGUCCCUGCAACUGGGUUGGAAUAGCUUGUGAUGAGUCAGGAAGUGUCACCCAUAUCAAUGUCAGCAGUUGCAAUUUAAGAGGUAUGCUCCGUAAUCUUGAUUUUUCUUGCUUCCCCAACCUACUUGAGCUUGAUCUCCACAACAACUCCCUCUAUGGAACCAUUCCAUCUCGUGUCAGUAACCUUUCAAAAUUGACAAGCCUUGACCUGAGUUACAAUGAUCUCUCUGGAAACAUACCAUCUGAGAUAGGCCUUCUCUCGAGUCUUGGCUUCUUUUAUCUGAACAAUAAUAACAUGAAUGGGUCUAUACCUAAGGAAAUAGGAAUGUUGAGGUCUCUUGAAUGGUUGACCGUUGGUGAGAAUUCUCUCUUAGGUUCCAUCCCUUUGUCGCUUGGAAAUUUGAGCAAGAUUUCAUAUCUAUGGCUUAAUGAAAACAGAUUUUCUGGAUUCAUCCCCCGGGAAGUAGGAAAGCUUAAAUCACUCAUUGACCUUUCUUUGCAGCGCAACAUUAUAACAGGUUCUAUACCUGCAUCCCUUGGGAAUUUAAGCAACUUGAAUAUCUUAAAUAUCUUUCAGAAUAGAAUUUUUGGAUCCAUUCCAUCCCAUCUAAGUCUUCUUUCAAAACUAACACAGAUUGCCUUGAGCUCCAACAAUAUAUCUGGAACCAUUCCACCCCCCAUCAGCAAUCUCUCAAAUCUCAUAUAUCUUGACUUGAGUUCCAACAAUCUCUCUGGAACUAUUCCUCCACCCAUCAGCAAUCUUUCAAAUCUCAUACGCCUUGACUUUAGUUCCAAUGAUAUAUAUGGUAAUAUUCCAUCUGAGGUAGGCCUGCUCUCAAAUCUUCGCUACUUAAAUGUGCAGAAGAAUAAGAUAAAUGGCUCUAUCCCUCAGGAAAUUGGAAUGUUAAGGUCUCUUGAUCAGCUAAUUUGUGGAAAGAAUUUUCUUUCGGGCUCUAUCCCUUUGUCUAUAGCAAAUUGGAGAAAUCUUUCACAUCUAUGGCUUAAUGAAAACAUGCUUUCUGGAUCCAUCCCUCAAGAGGUAGGAAUGCUUAAAUCACUAACUGACCUUUCUCUACAAAGAAACAUCCUAACAGGUCCGAUACCCGCUUCCAUUGGAAAUUUAAGCAACUUGAAUAUCAUAAAUCUAUUCGAGAAUGGACUUUCAGGACCUAUACCCCACGAAAUAGGAAAACUCAGAUCCCUUGGUCAGCUGAGUCUUAACAAUAAUAAACUUAGUGGCCAGAUCCCUCAAGAGCUGAAUAAUCUUACAUCUUUAAAAUUUUUGGGAUUGAGUUACAACAAUUUGUCUGGCUGCCUACCUCCAGAUAUAUGCCUCGGAGGAAAGCUUAGGAUUUUGACCGCAAAUGAAAACAGUAUCAGAGGUUCCAUUCCCAAGAGUUUGAAGAACUGCACUAGUUUGGUCAGGGUAAGGCUGGAAUGGAAUCAACUUGAAGGAAACAUAUCAGAAGAUUUUGGCGUAUAUCCGCAGUUAAAUUAA
Messenger RNA from Hevea brasiliensis (rubber tree), 1758 nucleotides. Its product is annotated as probable leucine-rich repeat receptor-like protein kinase At1g35710. Lineage: Eukaryota; Viridiplantae; Streptophyta; Magnoliopsida; Malpighiales; Euphorbiaceae. Gene Ontology annotation, molecular function: protein binding. The record is from RefSeq and is a predicted model, not a curated record. The transcript has a single exon. Bases 1 to 1758 code for a protein of 585 amino acids.